GGCUCCGGCUCCGGCUCCGGCUCCCGCUCCGGCUCCCACCCAACAGGCGCGAUGGCGAGCGGCGACGGCUGCCCCGCGGUGCAGCGCUUCCCCGGCCCCGACGAGGACCAGCCCGCCGCCCAGGGACGGGAGACCGAGGACGAGUCGGGGGGCGACGAGGGGGACUCGGAGGAGGAGGAGGAGGAGGAGGAGGAGGAGGAGCCGGACGCCAGAUUAUCAGACCAGGAUGAAGAGGGAAACAUCAAGCAGCAGUGUGUCAUCUCUGACCCCGCCUUUUCCAUGGUGACCUUUCAACAGGAGGAUAGUGGGAUUACCUGGGAGACCCGUUCCAGCAGAUCCUCUGAAGAAAGCCAGACAUCUGGUGUGUGCAGUCUGGAAGGAUCGGCUGUGCAUUCCCCUCCAGGGAAUGUUUCCUUCAUUGUGGAUGAAGUUAAGAAGGCUCGAAAGAGAAAGCCCAGGUCAAAGCAGGGCUCACCAGCAUUGCGUCGGAAAGGCAACAAAAAAAGAGAUUCUCUGGUAUCUCAAGAUGUCCCUACAGUAGACCAGCAAGAAGAUCCUUUAACUUCAGAAAGCCAGGAACUAAACACCCAGAAAGAUACAUCUUUGACAGGCAGUUAUGAUGGAGCAAGAAAGAAGGCCACAUCAAAUACACCUCCCAUCACUGGUGCGAUUUACAAAGAGCACAAGCCAUUAGUAUUGAAGCCUGUCUACAUUGGAACAGUACAAUAUAAAAUUAAGAUGUUUAAUUCAGUUAAAGAAGAAUUAAUUCCUUUACAGUUUUAUGGAACAUUGCCAAAGGGUUAUGUAAUUAAAGAAAUACAUUAUAGGAAGGGGAAAGAUGCAUCCAUUAGUCUGGAGCCAGAUGUGAACAAUCGUGAAUCUAACGAAGGUUUCAAAACAGGAAAACAAGCAACCCCAAGCCUAGAAGGUGAUAACACAAAGGAGACUGCACCAUCCUGGAGAGAUGCACUUUCAUCCAAAGGAUCAAAGUCCCCUGCCUUCUUAUUUAGCCCUGAAGACACGAUAAAAUCACAUGUUGGUUCUCCCCAGGAGGUCCUAUCUGCCACCAAGCACACGGUCUCCUCUUUCACAAGUCAUGCCCCAGCAGAGCAAACACCGGAGCUCAGCGCCCCACGGCCAGGACCACAGCAUACAGGUGUUGAAACACAACCCAGCAAAGCAGAGUCUUCUUCUCGCGUACCCCAGACACCCGCACCUGUGUUCCUGGAAACAACAAAGGGAGAAUCGGAGCCUGACUUACCAGAAGCAACUGAAACUCUAGACCCUGACUCUUCAGUCUCACCACCUCUACAGAAGGAGGUGCAGAAGGAAGAUGUAUUUUCUGUUGACCGUUGUGCGUCACUGGAGGAAGAGGAAGAGGAAGAGGAGAGAGAGGAGGAGGAGAAGUUUCUGGAAGCGAUACCACCAGGUCUAGCAGCAUCUAUCCCAGACGAUUUUGGUCAGGAGAGACAAGAGCUGAUUACGAUCUCACUCGAAGAGGCAGGGCCGGCAUCUGAAGCGCUGAUGCCUCCUGAUCUCAGUGCCAAAGAACAGAAGGAAGAACGUGAGGCAGAGCCCCCUGUCUCACUUUCUGAACCUCUAGUGUUAGAAAAACCAGAGAGAGGCGAAAUAGAAACCUUCCUUCCAAAAGCUACUUCCCCUGAACCUGAAGAUUUGGAUCUAGUGGAUGAAGAGAUUAUAGAAGUCGAUUAUCCUGACAGUCCAUUAGUUUCUGAGAAGUCUUUUCCCCCGAGUCCGGUCCCUGAAGUGGGAAAGGAGGGAGAGGAGCCCCUCUCACCAAUACUGGCAACACCUGAACAGGCUGCUCUGUCUGAGGUAGAAAGAGAGGAAAACGAGUCUGUUUCUACUGACUCUGCCUUCGUAUCAGAGUACUCCGUCCCACAGGAUCUGAACUAUGAAGCAGAGAAGCGAGAAGCCGCGUCGUCUCCUGCAGCCAAUGGAAAAACCGUAUCCGAGCAUGACAUUUUGUCAGAGGAGAGCGAGGAGUCGGAGCCUGAGUCUCCAGCAUCGGGCUCUGUCUCUGAACACUCCUCCGUGCCAUCCUCCACUGAGAAGCCCUCUGAAUCCCAGCCACCGCUGCUCUCAGCGGCUCCAUCUCAACAGAUGGGCCUGUCUGCAGAAGAGGCCUCGGAAAAUGGCCACUGCUCACCAGAUUCUGAAUCUGCAUCUCCGCAGGGAACGAUUGAGCGGCAGUCUUCAUUACCAUCAAAAGGUGCUUCUGAGCGCGUGAUUCUGUCGGAAGAGGCGGUGGAAGACGCUGGAUUGUGUUCCUCCAGUGUGGCCUCGGCCUCUGCACAGUCUCCUUCAGCGCCCACAAAUGAGCCAGCUACAGAAUCCCGGCCUCCGCCAUUCUCAGCAGUUACGUCGGAACACACCAUUCUGUCUGUGGAAGAGGCCUCGGCGGAAAGUGGAUGUUACGCACCUGACUCCACCUUGGCCUCCCAACAUGCAGUUCCACCAAUGGUGACACAAGAAGCCACAGAGCUAGUAACUGAUGAUACGUCCUCAGUGAAAUCAGAAGUUGCUUCUGAGCACUCAGUUCUUCCAGAAGGAGAGGAGAAACACCUUGGGCCUCAUCUCCCAGAUGUGGCCUCUGUGGCUGACCACUCUCUCCCUCCAUGUACAACCGAGGUGACGUCUGAAUGCCAGGCCCUGCCAUUUCCAGACACGCCAUCUGAACAUGUGGUCAGACCGUCGGAAGAGACCACUGAACUGGAUCGCUAUACACCCUCGCCCACCUCUGCUUCUGAGUUUUCGGUACCACCGUAUGCAACACCAGAGUUACAGGAGGAAGACGUUGAGCACCGUUCCCUUUUACAUCUAAAAGGUGCCACCUCACCUGUAAGCUUCUCAGAGGAAGAUCAGGAAGACAUGGAAGCCUUUUCCCCAGAUUCAGCAUUUGUGUCAGAAUUCUCAUUUCCACCCUAUGCAAGCCAGGACGUGGGGAAAAGAGAACUUCAGAGUGACUCUCCAGUGUGUCUGACAUCUCCCUCUGAACACACUCUUUUCUCAGAUGAAGACACCGAGGAAGCCGAGCUUUUUUCUCCAGACUCAGCAUCACAGGUCUCUGUCCCACCGUACAGAAUUCCAGAAGCAAAUAAAAGAGAAAUUGAGUCUGAUGAGCUGUUAACUGCAAUGUCUGCUUCAAAAUAUUCUAGCUUUUCAGAAGCAGACGAAGAAACAAAUCCACCAACAGUCACUACACCGGUACCUGAGCACCUCAGUUCAUCUCAAAAGCAAAAUGCUGAGCCUUCUUCACUGUCUGCCCCUCAAGACUUGAGCCUGCUGUCUUCAGCAAAUAACACAGAGAAAAGAGAAAGUAAGUCAGAUACCCAGACAACCUCCAUGUCUGUAUCUGAAUAUCUCAUUUCAUUACAGAAGCAAAGAACACAACUGUAUUUAGAGCAGGAAGCAGAAGACGUGAGCCCACUGUGCUUGUCCAGUGCAUCUGACACGGGAGAAACUACAGUCAGUCCAUCAGUAAUCUCAGCGUCUCCUUCUUUACCCACACAGUCAGCCACAGAAAAGGCAGAAAACAACUCUGCAGCUCAGUCUUCAGUGUCACCUGACUCUGUCCAUGCAAUGAAGAAAGAACAAAAGCACAAGGCAUCACUCAUUCCCAGAGCAGAAGGUGAACAGAUGGAUGUGUUAAAAGUUCAGAGUAAGGAAGAAAGCAUGCCUGAAUCUCAACAAGCCGCUGCACGUGCAUCACGGGAUCAAGACAUGGCAUCUCUGCCUCCAAAUGUUCCAGGGUCUGGAAAGAAAUAUUCAGCUGAGCCUAUUUUGGUAGAUGAGCCACAGAAAGAUGUCAAAGACGAUUUAGCUUUGACUGUGACUUCUGAACAAGAGCAAAGAAUGUUGUCAGAGGGUAAGCCUUCAGUAAGAAAACCAUCGUCAACUCUAAAGGAAACAUCUUUAUCUGAACCUGAGAUUUUGUUAGCAGAGAAAACAGAAAUGAAGCCUGAUUCUAAAGUCCCAGGUGAAUCUGGAGCACCACUUACAGAUUCAGCUUCCUCAGGAAGGGAGAAGGACAUUACUCAGGAACCACCUGCACCAGAAAAUUCAGAUUUAUCAGAAGAAAUAAAGACGGUCAUUGAACCCAGCUUGCUAAUAACCACAUCAAUAAUUAAACAGGACUCAAGCUUGACCAAAUUAGCAAGAGAAGAAAUGCCAACAGAUUCAUCUUUUACUACCUCUCUGGAAUACCCAGUCUUAGCAAAAGCAGGAAAGAAUGAAUUUGAUAGUGGUUUGCCAUCCGUGGCAACAUCUGCAGGUGAGCAUUCAGUUUUCAAAGAAGAAGAAAAAGUAACAUGGAAAGGCAGCUCGUCUCCCUUUGAAACCGCUGCCACCCAACAGUCAGCUUGGCCAGAAGUAGAGCCGGAGAUUAAAUCUGACUUGCCUCCCAGUGUAGCUUCUAUGUCAGAACAUUCUAUGUUGCCAAAGGUAGAUUCUGAAAAAGUUAAACCUGAGUUGCCAAUAAGUAAAACACUGUCUUCUCAGCAUCCAGAGGUAUUUAACGAGGCAAAGGUGGAAAAUGACCAAGGUCGUCCCAUUUCUAGGGCCCCUGAUGCUGAACGUUUCGUUUUAUCACAGGGUUCUGUGUCUGCCUCAGAGGUGUCAGGACCUGAGCAUAUACUUUCCGUCAACCUAGAUGGUGAGAUGAAGGAAAAGGAAAUAGAACUUCCCUCCUCUCAAAAUGUUUCUUCCACACCCAAACUUGCAGUUGCAAGUGGCAAAAAUGAGAGACUGGCAAGUUCUUCUCCUGAGUUGGAAAACAGUGUGUCAGAAGAUCUAGCUCCACCAUUACUGACCCUCAGUGGUGAUAAGAACAAACAGGCAGUGGAAACGGCAGAGACUAAGGAGACACCGAUGAAAGAGGACUUCAUUGCUCCAAAGGAGGAAAAGAGGGUGCUGGAGAAACCAGAACGAGAUCUGGCAAGUCAUCAUGAAGAAAAACAACCAGAAGGCGUGCCGUGGAGUGUCUCUGGUCUCAGUGAUCUGAUGGCAGAGCGACCCCGGCCUGCUUUGCCAGAUGAAGAGCAUGCAGAUCAAACCAGAAAGCCAGUCCUGCCACAUUCUGCUAAAGAGUCUCCUUUAUCAUUACAAGGACUAGCGCCUACCAUCGAUACUUCCAGUAGUAAUGGGGAGACCUCGUUAGCUAACACUUUGGAAGAAACAAAGUUGGCCUCCAAACAAAAAUCUGAAGUUUCUGCUGGAAAUAUAGAGAGAAAUGAAGUGCAGGAGAAGGAGGUCCAUUCUUUGGGGGAGAGUGAAAGCUUGAUAUUGGAGAAAACAAUAUCAGAACCUUCCAGGCCUUGCAAAGAAGAGGGUCAGGGAGAAAGCAGACUACCACCUGAAAGCAUCCUUCAGAAGGCAGCAGGACAGGUCAAAUCAGAAAUGAUCCCCCCUACUUUCAAAGUGGCCCAUUUCCUUACUGAAAGUGGGAAAUCUUCAGUGGACAGUGAAGAAGAGGCUGACGAGAGUAUAGCUCCUGUUUCUGAAGCAAAGCCAUCAGCAGAAUCAAAAGUGCAGUUAAAGGUUGCAGAUGAUGCUGAGCAGAGAAGGAAACCAGCCUCUGAAGAGAAAUCACUUCUAUCAGUAAAGCCCCGGUCCUCAACUGGUACGGAAACUCCAUCCUCAGAGUCACCCGAAGAGAUGCAAAAGGCAUCUAACCAACAAAAAGCGGUUACACAAAGCCUUCCUGAGGAAAAGGGAAAGAAAGGCAUUUCAUCUUUUACAUCAUGGAUGUCCAGUUUGUUUUUUGGAUCAAACAUUCCUGAUAAUAAAGUUGCCGGAAAAGAAGAUUCAGAAGUUCAGCCAAGUCUAACUGUAGAAAAAGUAGUAACAAGGAUAGAGCCUACAAGUACAACUCCAGCUGACUUUACUGCAGCUGAGAAACCAACGGAUCAUCUAACACCAGAGACAAAACUUUACAUGGCCAGGGAAUCUGGAGGUAUUUCUGUUACAUAUGAUGAAAAUGAAGACUCUAAAGUAAAACAAACCUCUCUGACAGAUGUUUCAUCACAGUCAAAAUCCAAUUUUGAGAUGUCUAAUGACAAUUAUAGGAAGCAAGAAAUCCUAGGCAAUUCCAAAGAAUCAGAUCUAAACUCAGUCGUUACUUCAGCUAGUGGCGAAAUACAUCUUGGGACUCAGUCCAUUCUUGAAGAAGCCAAAAAUGCCAUCCCUCUUCAUGUCAAUAAUACUCAGAUAACCCAGGAGCCAGAAACUUCUGCACUGAAAUGGAAUAUUUCUGUUCUUAAGGAAGAGCCAAGAAGAGAUCAAAAAGAAAAAUCACUCCUGUCACUUGAUGUAGUAGAGAAGGUGCCCCAGGAGCCUAAGUCAGCUCCACUGAGCCUCACAAGUACAACACUCAUGAAGGAAUCUGUGGAACCAGAGUCAAUAAUUUUGCCAGUAGAAGAAUCUAAAGACAAGAUAACUGAUCUUGGCAAAGGCCAACUUCAGAAAGAAAUUCCAAAGCUGACUUCCUUGAAAAUGCCUGAAGAAGAGAUAGAAUUCAGCUCUGUGAGCCCACUGAAGAAGGAAGAUAACUGGGAAACUCCACUUUCCUCCUUAGCAGAAAAGAAGGUGCUGGCAGAAAACCAAGAAACGGUGACCCCAUUAGAGCUUCGAGAAAGUGAUGAAAUCGAGCAGGUACAGGUUGCACGUGGACUGGCUCCUAUUUCGCUUGAAGAAUCUAAAGAUGCUGCUCUGUUUCGGCAGCUCUGUCAAAAUGAAGACCACAAGGAAAGGCACACAAUUACCAAGGAGGAGGAAGGAGAAGAAAAGGAAGAGCAAUCAGCAGUGUUUUCAGAAGGAAAGAAGCACCAGGAAACGUAUCCUUGUUCUGUGAAUGCAGCCAGACCGAUGCCUGGUGAAUCAGCUAUGUCUGUAGGUCAUGACGUAGGUGACACCCAAUCAUUAUCAGUAGUUGAAAGCACUCCCGAUACUGGAAACUCAGAAGCCGUGAUCUCCGAGGCUUACCCCAAAAUUAAGGCACUGGACACUCAAUCAGUGAAAGAAAAUAAUACAUUGGUGGAGAAAUCCAAGACUUUUAUCCCAGCGGAUCAUCUUUGUCAUAAGGACAGAGGUGACCAAGCUUUACUUAAGGAAGGGAAUCUGGUAUUGGAAAAUGUAGGUAGGGAUGUGGUGAGUCACAUGGAAAGAAAGGGACAGGUUACAAUAGUAGAACCAUCAAAAGGUGGUUCAUCAGACAUCACAAAAGAAAGUCUGAAACAAGAGUCUCUGGAUAAAGAAUCUGGAAAAACUUCAAGACAUCUUUUUGUUGAAGCAGAGAGCUUAGAAACACCACCAGAUUUGGUGUCAACUGUGAAACCACAGACACUUGUUUCAGGAACUUCUCCAGCGAUUAGUGCAGCAAAGAACCAAGAAAGGUCAUGGUCAGAAUUGACUCCAGAGAGGCAUACAGUCUAUACCAUUCAAACUUCUAAGGAUCAGACACCUGAAAUACCCAGACAGUCUGUUGUUAUUUCAAAGCACCAUUUGGAGGCUGUAGAAGAUGCAGAUAUACAGGAACCAUGUUCUUCACCGCAUAGCAACUAUGCUCAAUUCAUAGCUAGCGCAUCAACAACUAGCGCCGAUCAGACUGGAAACACAGCUCUGGAGCCUGAAGACACAUAUGAAAGAGAGAAGGGAUUUACAGUGACCAGUAAGCCAGCCAGACUGACUGAAGAUCAAAAGAGUGCCUUCAGCAUCAUUUCUGAAGGUUGUGAGAUAUUAAAUAUUCAUGCUCCUGCAUUCAUUUCUUCCAUUGACCAGGAAGAAAGUGAACAAUUGCAAGAGAAACUAGAAUAUUUGGAAGAGAAAUCAUCAUUGAGAAACAGACCACUCCAUGAUAAUGGUGAGGCAGUUGCUUAUGACAAAACACUCAAGACUCAGCUAGGAGACCCUAAUAAAAAAGUUGUGUCACCAGAAGGAGACAGACACAAGGUAGGUCACAACAUACAAGAGGAGAUAGUCACCACUCCAGAAACUGAUGAGCUAGCCUCUACUGAGCCUACAGUACCCAGUGAAGAAGACUAUUUCGAAAAAUACACAUUGAUAGAUUAUAACAUCUCCCCAGUACCAGAAAAACAGAAAACCCCAUGGAAGUCAAGUAUUGAAGCAGAACUCUCCAAAGAACUUUCGGAAGAAGCUAUCUCAUUUUCAGAAAGUACAGAAGAAAGUGCCCUAGAACGUGAAUACAAGUUGGUAAAAUUAGAUGAACAUUUUUAUGGAGUGGAAAAGGACCAGAACAAAUUAUCUCACCCAGAGAACCAAAAGUUUUUGGAUAUCCAGAAGCCCGCCGACAGAGCUGCAUCACAAGGUGUACACAGAGACGUGGACUCAAAGUCCCCUGGGAUGCCUUUGUUCAAUGAAGAAGAAGGAGUUCUGACACCAACCCAGAUAUUUCCCACCACAGUUAAAGCCGCUCAUCCUGAACUCCUAGAGGAGCCACCUGCACUCACAUUUCUCUACAGGGACCUGUACGAAGAUGCCGUUGGAGAGAAACAGAAGGAAGGUGACACAGUGUCUGAAGGUGGCGACAGUGUGAAUUCAGAGGCAUCGUUUCCCCACAGAAAUUCCGACACUGAGGAUGGAACAGGGCUAUAUUUUGAGAAGUACAUCCUCAAAGAUGACAUUCUUCAUGAUGUAUCUAUACCUCAAAAGGACCAACAGCAAGGUCUGGAAGCAAAAGCAGUUGGCAAGGAUGAUUCAUACCAACCAAUAGUUGCAGAAGGGGAAGUUUGGGGUAGGGGUAGGUUUGGAACUAUUUGGGGGGACAAGAGUCUGGGAGAAGAUCAGAAAGCUAUUUCCAGGGAAGGAGAACCUGCAGGCCAGGCGGAGACCCUUGGCAGUGAAGCUCAGCAGAAGAAAGCUCCCAUCACUGAAGAAGUCACGAUAGCUACCCAGAAGAUCAGCUAUGCGAUUCCAUUUAGAGAUACCCAUCAUGUCUUGGAGAGGGUAGAUGACACUAGCAAUCAGAAUAAUGAAGCAGGAAACGCAAGUCCAGAGGAGAAUCUAAAUGUCCCUGUCCAGGUGUCCUUCCCAGAGGGAGAAUUUGCACCAGGAGCAGCUUGUAUUCAAGAAACAAUGCAAAAGAAAUCAGAAGUAGCCAUCUCACCUGAGCCAAGUGAAGAGAGGCUCCGUAAUAGUCCGAUUCAGGAUGAGUAUGAAUUUGCUGAGUCCCUGAAUUACGAAGUGGUUACUCAAGACCUAGCAGAGGAACGGAACUCUGUAGCUAUGCCUGAAAAUGUGUUAUGGCAAGAAAAGGAAGCCUUUGAACACACCAGCGACCAUGAGUUUGUGAGUAAGGCAGAGCAAAGCAUGUCUGCGGAACAGAAAGAACUGGACACAGAGAGAACACAAGACCAGCUAUCAUCAGAGUUAGCAACAAAAAAGCAAGAAGAAAAGGAGUCCAAGAGGUCCCAGGUCGACACAUAUUGCUACACUUGCAAAAGCCCGAUUUCUGCUGUGGACAAAGGAUCUGGCCUCCAUAAAGACCAUGAGGUUUCAACACUUGAUGCAGCCAUCAGUGCUAUCAAGGUUCAACUGGCUGGAUUUCUAGAAAACUUACAAGAGAAGUCUUUGAGGAUUGAAGCCUUUGUUAGUGAGAUCGAAUCCUUUUUCCAUACUGUUGAGGAAAACUGUCGUAAAAAUGAGAAGAGGCUGGAAGAACAGAAUGAAGAAAUGACGAAGAAGGUUUUAGCACAGUAUGAUGAGAAAGCCCAGAGCUUCGAGGAAGUGAAGAAAAAGAAGAUGGAGUUCCUGCAUGACCAGAUGGUCCACUUUCUGCGGAGCAUGGACACUGCCAAGGACACCCUGGAGACCAUCGUGCGAGAAGCAGAGGAGCUCGAUGAGACCGUUUUCCUGACGUCCUUUGAAGAAAUCAAUGAAAGGUUGCUUUCUGCGAUGGAGAGCACUGCUUCCUUAGAGAACAUGCCCGCUGACUUUUCACUUUUUGAACAUUAUGAUGACAGCCCAGCGAGAAGUGACCAGCUGUUAAAACAAGUGGCUGUUCCACAGCCUCCUAGGCUAGAGCCCCAGGAGUCAAGUUCUGCCACUAGCCGGACGAUUGCUGUUUACUGGAGCAUGAACAAGGAGGAUGUCGUUGACUCAUUCCAGGUGUACUGCAUGGAGGAGCCACAAGAUGAACAAGAAGGAGAUGAAUUGGUAGAAGAAUACAGAUUGACUGUGAAGGAAAGCUACUGCAUUUUUGAAGAUUUGGAACCCGACCGGUGCUAUCAAGUCUGGGUGAUGGCUGUGAAUUUCACCGGAUGUAGCCUCCCCAGUGAAAGGGCCAUUUUCAGAACUGCACCGUCUACUCCGAUGAUCCGUGCCGAGGACUGUACCGUGUGUUGGAACACUGCCACUAUCCGGUGGCGGCCUGCCAACCCAGAGGCCACUGAGAGCUACACUCUGGAGUAUUGCCGACAAAACUCUCUGGAGGGUGAGGGCCUCAGAUCUUUCUCAGGAAUUAAAGGACUCCAGCUGAAAGUCAGCCUCCAGCCCAAUGAUAAUUACUUCUUCUACGUGAGAGCCAUCAAUACAUUUGGGACAAGUGAGCAGAGUGAAGCCGUGCUUAUUUCCACCCGAGGUAAAUGCUCUUUGUGUACAGCGGACUGUUUAUGUUCUUCUCCUUCUCCCACCUAGAGGAAGCAACUUCUUACAGAUCUUGACCUGCUGCCGGUGCUAGGUUUGCUGCACACGA
Messenger RNA from Erinaceus europaeus (western European hedgehog), 10729 nucleotides. It is a transcript of the gene CMYA5, whose product is annotated as cardiomyopathy associated 5. Bases 52 to 10671 code for a protein of 3539 amino acids. Gene Ontology annotation, molecular function: protein binding. NCBI's taxonomy places the organism in Eukaryota, Metazoa, Chordata, Mammalia, Eulipotyphla, Erinaceidae. The transcript has 10 exons. The record is from RefSeq and is a predicted model, not a curated record.